AUGUUAAUUGCGUUCGAUGGCGGUAUGGAAAACUUGAAGAAGCAAACUACCGGAAGCCAAGAGUUAUUCUGUGAAAUCCCCUCUGCACUCAGGAUGCCACCGCUAGGGUGGACGUGGCUCGUCGUCGGACCAUUGGUGCUUUUGGCACUGACCACAGAUGGAAAACCAGCUACUUGUGCUUUUUACUGCUUUGUUGCCCCAUCCAAGAAGGAAACGUUCGAUGUUACAUUCUACAAGAAUUUGUCUUGCACCCACUUCGUUUACGGUUUCGCCAGGAUACGAUCGGAUAUGUCUCUGAGAGCGGUCACUUCUCGUGAUAGUCUUGAACUCAUGAGUCCCGGAAAUAUGCGCAAAUUUUUAGGGCUUCGCAGCACACAUCCGCAUGCCACUCUACUUCUUGGAGUUCGCCUGACUUCCAGCGAUGUCUUCCAGGAUAUCCGUCAUGCUCGUCUGUUUGGUGGAAUCAUCGCCAGCGCUGCGAGAGAAAAACAUUUCGACGGUGUUUUCGUUCGAAUGGAAGGCCCCAUACUGGAGUCAGCAGUUUCACACUACUUCUUAUCGGCAAUUUCGCAAUCCACGACGUCUCUCUCCUCACUAACCACACUUGCCAUCACUCCGCGAUGGAUGUGGAGGGUUUCAAAUCGAAUUCACGAAUUAGCAGAUCAAGUCGAGCACAUUUAUCUUGACAUGGAAGAGCUUCCGACAUCCGAAGAUCCGUACGCUGUGACUCACAUUGACCCUCUUAUGCCAUCAGAGUCUGUACCUUUGGAGGAUACCAUCAGUGGAUGCACGGACAGAUUAAUCAACAGCGGUGUGCCACCGGAAAAGAUCGUCGUUGGUCUGAAUAGCGGGGGUCGAACGUUCAAGGUACGCAAUCCGAGCUCAACAAUCCAUGGUGACAUCGCAAUGCACCGCGGCUCCCGUCUGUCGCUUCAAGAUGUCUGUCAUUCCUCAUCUUUUGCACAGGAUACCCGAGCAGCUAGCACUCUAAUCAUAUCUCGAACAAACUGGACAUCAGUAAAUUUCCCGAAAGAACAAUCUCUCGGGAAGAAGAUCGAAUGGAUCACUCAAGAGGGAUUGGGUGGAAUUGGGCUCUCAUCUCUUCAAAUGGAUGAUCCAAAAGGCAAAUGUGGUGCAGAAGCAUAUCCUUCUCAUACAUUAAUUGCAAAGAUGCUCCGUUGUCGAGUCCGUGAAUACGUUCGCCAGCCUUCGGCUCAAUGCACGCGUCUCUGCUACCUCGAUGAAGGUGCAGAGGAGUUCGAUCCUCGAUUGCUUCAACCUUAUUGGUGCAGUCAUUUUGUAAUUGGACCAGCUGAUAUCCAGUUCACCGAUGCCGUUGAAGUGACACCAGCUGUGCAGAACCUCCUCGUACGCGUUAACAAAUGGGCCGAGGAAGUAGAUGGGAAGCGGCCGAAGACCAUCCUCUCCAUUGGUGCUCGACAAACGAGUGACGUAUGGCGAAUGGAAUUGGGCAACCCGAUAAAAAAGAAAAAUCUCAUCAGCAACAUUAAGACGAUGGCCCGCGCAAUGAACGUUUCCGGAGUAGAGAUCGCUUGGACGAACGGAGCUCUCGACAAACUUAUGGAUUCCCCACUUCUCUCGCAGUUUCUCAUCGAUUUAAGGACAGUACUACCGAGAAGCUUAACCAUAUUCCUCUCUGUGAAUCCUGCAAGCAGUUUUGACGAGCGUUAUGAUGUUACUGUUAUUAAGAAAACUGUUGAUCUAGUCGUGCUCCAAACUCAUCGUCUCCAUUCAUCUCGGCAGUCGAUGACGGGUCACCAUUCAUCAAUGUUUAUUGGGGAGCAGUUGCAGGACAGUCGAAUGACAGUCGAGUCUUUUGUUAAAGACUGGGUUUCGAGAGGUAUACCCAGGGCAAGAUUAAUAGUGUCUAUUACUGCGGUGCCUACCAGCGCUAAUCUCCUUACCGAAAGAAGCAAUUCUGCUGAAGUCUUUGGAUUGCAAACAACGACUAUAAUGGCUCAAUCAGACCGAAUAAUGUCGCAAACUGAAAUCUGCGUAGCCCUUGAAGACGACAAUACUGAGAUGCUAUGGAUUGACGAUCUAGGUGUUCCAGUCCUGUUUCGCGGAAAGGAAUUCGUGUCAUAUGAUAAUGAGAAGAGUGCGAAAAUCAAGGCUACAUGGACUUCGCUCAACAAUCUAGCUGGAAUUGCAAUCCAUGGACUACCAUACGACAAUCCUGAAGGUGAAUGCCCUGAUCGGCCGUUCCCAAUAUUGCAGAGCAUCGUCGACACGCAGGUAUGUUCGCUCUGCGCUGAGGAAAGUGAGUCGAAGUGCUCUCCGUCAUUCAACGUUGUAUGCAACUACCGAUUGCCAGAGUACGAAGAAGAGCAACGUCUUGAUCCAUCGAAUAUUCCUUUCGAACGUUGCACUGAAGUUGUUGUUGAACAUGCAAUUAUUGAUAAGAACGCCACGAUCCAGUUCCCGUCGGAAAGUCAGCAGGAAAUUGCACAACAACUGAAAACUCUUCGUCCUCGAACUAGAAGGAUGGUCCUUUCGAUGAGAUGUGAUAUGGAUCGGGAUGAAUUUGCUAAAAUCAUGCUCAGUGCAGCAAGACGCUUGAAAUUAGCCGGUUCCAUAAGGUCCUUCAUUGAUCCGCUGGCGUUCAAUGGAGUAGAACUACGAUGCGCACACCUCGUCUCGAAACCAACGAAAUUUCAAUUUGCGCACUUCUUACGUCUUCUCAACAAAGAGAUGAAAGCGAAUAGUACAGGAGAAUGUGGAAACACUGUUAGUCUUAGACUCUCUGCAUGGCAUCCAAAUCUUCGUUCUGCCUACGACAUUAUGGUAUUGAACACACUUCAUCACAUUGUGCUCGAGCCUUUCACAGUGCCUUUGCUUCCUGAAACUGCCUUUGCCCAUUCACCAUUGUUCAUGGUCGAAGUGGAUGACGAGAAAACUUCCUCCAUCGACUCAACCAUACGUAGCUGGGAGAAAGCCGGUCUUAUGCGAUCGAAAAUCUUGCUGCAAGUGCCCGCUUAUGGCAUGGAGCAAUUGUUGCUAAACGCCUCGGAUCACAGUGUUGGAAGCCCAACAGAAGAGGAAUACGCUAUCAUCGGGCAGGCAGAGCUCUGUCAACGACUGAAGUAUGCAGGCACAGUGCGCGAGAUUCACUGGGAUUCUAUGAGCGUAAAUGCAUACAGCACAGGUGGAAGAUGGAUCAGUAUCGACGACCAACAGACAGUAAAUUACAAGAUGCGAUAUGCCCUCCGUGAAGGAUUGGCUGGCGUCGGUUUGAUGUCACUGAAUGAGGAUGACCAUAUGGGCACGUGCGGAUCAGGAGCAUUCCCAAUUUUGCGCUCCAUUGCAGCCAAAUGUCAUUGA
This is a messenger RNA of Necator americanus (New World hookworm), 3342 nucleotides long. RefSeq lists its product as uncharacterized. The record is from RefSeq and is a predicted model, not a curated record. Gene Ontology annotation, molecular function: chitin binding; chitinase activity. The transcript is spliced from 28 exons. Gene Ontology annotation, biological process: chitin catabolic process; carbohydrate metabolic process. Lineage: Eukaryota; Metazoa; Nematoda; Chromadorea; Rhabditida; Ancylostomatidae. Gene Ontology annotation, cellular component: extracellular region. The coding region runs from base 1 to 3342 and encodes 1113 amino acids.